AUGAACGUCGCCUACAACACUGCCCUCCGGCAGAGCAAAGCCCUCCGCCACGACCUCGACCGUCUCGACGGCGCCUCCGCAGGCGCCCUCACCGCCGCCGAGAUCGGCAACGCAUCCGCCUCCCUCGCCUCCUUCGGCAAGGCCAUCGACGACUACGCCACCCUCGCCCGCCAAGAAAUCGUCCCCAAGAAGCAGGAGGAGGCCCGCGAGCGCGCCCGCCGCUUCAAGGAGGACCUCGCCGACAUGCGCACCCGCCUCGACACUGUCCGCCGCGCCCGCGAAGACGCCAACCAAGCCGCGAACCGGAGCGAGCUCCUCGGCCGCCGCGGCUUCGGCGUCUUUGGCGAGGGCUCCCGGCGGCACGGCGGCGCGGCGGGCAGCCAGCUCACGUUUGGCAGCGGCGACGAGAUGCGCGAGUCCCACGCCCUCCGCGAACAGAAUUUCUUCUCCAACACCAACUCGGCGUUGGACGAUUAUAUUGCGCGCGGGCAGGCCGUGCUGGGCGAUCUCGGCCAGCAGCGGGAGAUGCUCAAGAAUACCCAGAAGCGGCUCUACUCGGUCGCCAAUACCCUCGGUAUCUCGGGCGACACCAUCAAGAUGAUUGAGCGGCGCGCGAGGGAAGACAAGUGGAUCUUUGCCGCGGGCGCCAUCGUAUUUUUCUUGUUCUGUUGGUUGUGCAUCCACUUCCUGAGGUGA
Parascedosporium putredinis is the source of this 696-nucleotide messenger RNA. The record is from the annotation of a GenBank genome assembly. NCBI's taxonomy places the organism in Eukaryota, Fungi, Ascomycota, Sordariomycetes, Microascales, Microascaceae.